CUUCAUAAGUGAAACACGUUGAUGGAAAGGCAGCAGCAGAAGUGUGGAGCGUGUCUCUAAUAAACUGGACGUCAAUUAUCCGGAGAGCAUCAAACAGCUCAAGGUAAUCAGAGAGACGGCCUCAGAGCUGCACCUUUUCCCCAAAGCUGAAUAUUAAAGAUGGAGUGGCGGCAGCAGAGCAGCGUCAGCUGCGAGGACGCCUUCACAGAGGCUCAGCGCUGGAUUCAGGAGGUAACUGGAAAAUCCUUUGGCUGCAGUGAUUUCCGUGUUGCCUUAGAAAAUGGUGUGUUGCUUUGCGACUUAAUCAACCAGUUAAAACCUGGAAUCAUCAGACGAGUAAACAGGCUAUCCACUCCCAUUGCUGGACUGGAUAAUGUGACAGUUUUCCUUAAAGCCUGUGGAAAGCUCGGAUUAAACGAGUCGCAGUUGUUUCAUCCUGGUGAUCUUCAGGAUCUGUCCACUCGGGUGACACUCAGGCGUGAUGAAAGCCAGAGGAGACUCAAGAAUGUUCUUAUUACAAUCUAUUGGCUGGGUCGCAAGGCUCAACUUGACACACUCUACAGUGGUCCUCAGCUUAAUUUCAAGGCUUUUGAGGGGCUUUUAGGUUUGGCCUUGUCCAAGGCUCUUGAAGAGGGCACUAAUGCAUUUGUAAAAGAUGGGAGUUACAAGGAGUGCUUGCACUCUGAGGGAGAGGAAAGUCUGCAAACAAGACAGACUUAUAAUAGAGGAAACUCUUUAGUUGGCUUUGACUGUGUGGACCCCAAAGCUGUCUGUCUACAUGAAGAAGGUUUUGAAAGUGACGCAGAAGCAGAGCAGGUGUACAAGAUGGACAGUACGAAGGUCUCAGCCCAGCAGAGCAAAGGACAUGUCCAACCACCGCUUGGUAGAAAACAGGGACGGUCGGAAAAGGCAGCGGAUCAUACGAGCCAACUUCCAAGAGCAUGUCAGAUUCAGUCUGAGACACCAGUUCAGGUCAACCCUGGCUGGAUUUGGAGCAAAUCCCUCAGUGACAUCCCUAUGGUGUACCCCGUGCGUAAAGUUUCAAAUGGAAAUGCCAUUUCUGAUAAAGGCCAAGACACCAGGGACUGGAAUCAAGAAAUUGAAAGAAACUGUAGUGCUGUUGCCAGGGACAGUGAAGUUCAGUGGCAGGAUGAUUUGACGAGGUGGAAGAAUCGACGCAGGAGCACCAAGUCUGAACUGUACAGGAGGUCAUUUGAAAGGGAGCAUAUCUUUAAAGAGAUGACCAAUGGGGCUGUGAGAAAUUAUGAGGGUAAUGAAGCACCAGGAGGGCCUAUAAAGAGAGAUCAGUCACCAUGGCGGCACAGCUCCUUACCACGUCCUUAUUCCGUUUCUCCAUCCAAACCUCUGAGUUUUGCUCUCAGGCCACAUACAGAAGCAAUUUCCACCAGCAGCUAUGCCACUGACACCCCUUUCAGACCCCAAAGCUAUUCACAGGAGUGUCACCAGGGAGCCAGUUCUAAAUCUGGUGGGUCCAUCAUCGGAGGGGAGCCUGCCCUUGCCUCCUUAGCUUCAGAUGGAAGAGCUGGAGUUACUACACCUUCUCUACACCAAGCUUUCACCUCUCAGACCCAAGUGAAAGCCCUAGGCAGCCAGUCUACCUUUCAUUCCAGUCUCGGACAGGUGCAACCACAAAGAUGUUUGCCAAACCAGAUCUCCUCUUCUUUUAACAUCAUACAGCCUGAACUGUUUGACUCUGAAGAAUCCGCUACAACCUGCAAUUCUGCUUCAUACAUGCAUUCCUUCAGCACUGAUCUGAAAGGGAAAACUUUUUCUCCAAAUGUAGUUAGUCAUUCAGGAGUUGAUGUUACUGAUGAUUUGAUCAAGAAAUCUGAUGGAAUUCCAAAAUCAUAUCCAAAUUCAGCUGAAGAUGGAAGGGUCUGUAGACAGGAGUCUGCAAGGCUUUCCAAGUAUUUGUCCAGAAAUGCAACAUGGUCCAGCUCUGCCAGUCUUCCUCGUGGGUACCGUCGGUCUGAGGGUUCCACUCGUCUCUCCACUCCGAUCACAGCCAGACCCUUCGAGGCAAAGCCAUCCGGAAUAUCCACACUACCAAAACAACACAAUGUUGACAGUCUGAGUUUAAUUGUAAACACUGGGGAUUCCCAUUCCUCAACGAAACCAGCUCUGAAAAGGCAGACUGCAGCAGCGCAUCUGCGGGGUCAGUAUCAGGCCUCGGUUAGGCAGAAGAAGGCUAACCAGGUGAGGCAGAAUGCCGCAGGACAGCGAAAGGAAGUGAAUGAUCAAACCUUCCCUCAGACUUAUACAAAAUCAUCUUCCAACAACAAAAGCUCUGUUCUUGCAUCUAAUGCAAGUACAGUCUUAAAGGUUGAUCACAGUGACAUGAGAGUGAGCCUGACUCUGAAACCAAACAGCGUCCCAGACUUUGGCUUCCAAACUCACUGGGACUGCACAGGGGUGAGAAUAAAAAGCAUUCAACCAGGCAGUCCAGCAGAGCACUGCCAGCUCUGUGUGGAUGAUGAGAUUGUGGCAGUUGAUGGAGUUGCUGUUGCACAUAUGACCUACAGUCAGUGGAAGGAUAAAAUGGCAUCCUCCCUGGAUUCUGGCAGUUUAACAAUGGACAUUCGGCGUCAUGGCAUCAAGGAUUGGAGCACGAAUAAAGGAAGUAAUGACAUCCAGCCAGGACACAGCAUGUUGACCCUUAAUCUGACUUCUACGGCACCCAUUUUAAUAGGCCGCUCCGAUCACCAUGCCAACAGUCCAGCCUCUGCAGAAAUGGCAGACACACAAGAAUCUCAACUUAAUGGGCAGACAGACAAUGUAACGCAAGAAAAAGUCAUCGGUGGGCCCUUCUCUGUUAACACAACCAAGGCUAGAUGUAAAGGAGGCUUGGAAUCAGCAAUAUCUGAUAUUCAGGUGCCUUCCCUCAACCCAUCCUCAUCCAGCUGGGCUUGGGACUGUGAGGAGGAUCGUAGGCGGCAGGAGAAGUGGCAGGAAGAGCAAGAGCGCCUUCUGCAGGAGCAGUACCAGCGAGAUCAAGAGAAGUUGGAGGCAGAGUGGCAAAGGGCACAACAGGAUGCAAUAGAAAGCGAGACGCUGAGGGAGAAUGCUGUUGAGAUGGGCAGUGGUCCUGAGCUGUUUGCCAGUUCCCAAUUUUAUGCAAACGGACUGACAAAGGGAAAAAAAGAAGAGAAAGUGAAUCUUGAUGGAGAAUAUCAGAAAGAAGCUGGACUGAUGCAUCCCAGUAUUGCCCACAGAGUGCAGAGUAACAGGAUUGCUGAGAAAGACUGGGCUGAGGGUUCCAGUGGUUUCGCUCAGCUGUCCCAUGCUCACAGGGCAAUGUCCAUGUCGACUCCGGUUUUAUCUGGACCCUGCAGACAAUCAAGAGGUUUAGGCGAUCCAAGGAAAAGAAGAGGGUUAACCAUGUCAAAAGCUGAGAGGGAGAGACAGCAGAUUUUGGAGGAGAUGAAGAAGAGGACUCAGCUUCUGACUGACAACAGCUGGAUACGCCAACGCAACGGUGGAUUUCAUAAAGAGCCAGCUGAUGUUGGCACCGCCAUGAAGAGAUAUGAGUCUCUGGACAACCUGGAUAUUUUCCAUCAAUCCCCAGACUGUGCUGCAACAUUUACUUACCCUCGCCCCAGUUCAGCUGCUGGAGGUUACAGUGCUCAGACUAGGACUGCCUCCUCACGCUACAGCACUGGCUCGUUGUCUUUCCAGAGACAUGUGAACAUGGAGUCCUCUCAUCAACCCAGGAUGGUCAGUGGCAGGAGGACUUGCUGUGUGUGUGAGCGUGUCCUGGGUAGUGGGGCUGCGAUGAUCAUAAAGACCCUUAGUCUCUGUUUCCACCUGACCUGUUUCCAGUGUGUGGGCUGCAAUCGACACCUCGGAGGAACAGAGACUGGAGUCCAGGUUCGCAUCCAUAACAGGAGGCCCUACUGUGAUUACUGCCAUUUCCAACUCAAGUACUCUGCCCUCCGCAUGUGACCAACACGCUGUGCUGCAGAUACAAGAUUAGGGUGUGGGAAAUGGUGUCAUACCUGAUAUACAUUGUUUUUCUUUCUUUUUUUCAUGAUUAUUUGUACAAUAAACUGAUAUGUGCUAUCUUAGGUCUUGGAAUACACAACUGUUGGCUGGUUUUAUCUGUAAUGGUGUAUAGCUGAACUGUGUUUCUGCUAAUUUAAUUGCAAAAACUAGAUUUAAUAUAUACAUUUAAAAAUCUAAUUUUUUUCUGUGAUGUAAUUUGCUUGUUAAUCAGAAUCUAUUUGCUGUGUGUGGGGUUUAAAUAUAUCAGAUGUUUAUCAAGAUGCAUAAAAUGUUGAACAUUUAAACAAUGUACUAAAGCACUUCCUGUUCACUUAAAAGUCAGAGUGCACCGUGGGGUAACUCAUUGAUACAGUGUGUAUGUUUCUCAGAGGAUCAUUGUUGUCUUAAUUAUAACAUUUGUCAAUAAAAGUACACUACACAAACUACCUGGGUUUUCCAUAAUGUUUUAUAACCACAUGAUGGCAGCGUUGGUCUUGGAAUGAAACUAUCUCAUACUGUUGAUAAAAAUGGGAGUUUCUUUUGAAUAUAACCAAAUGAUUUCAUGCUACUAGUGAAGCCCUUGUAGACUUUAAAAGUGGUUUCCUCUAUGGAAUUUCCAGAAGGAUUCAUGCUUUCAGUAGAUCUGUGUUCGGUGGGCUUUGC
Messenger RNA from Cyprinodon tularosa, 4665 nucleotides. RefSeq names its product LIM domain only protein 7-like. Gene Ontology annotation, molecular function: protein binding. The record is from RefSeq and is a predicted model, not a curated record. Lineage: Eukaryota; Metazoa; Chordata; Actinopteri; Cyprinodontiformes; Cyprinodontidae. The transcript is spliced from 30 exons. Gene Ontology annotation, biological process: regulation of cell adhesion; regulation of signaling. The coding region runs from base 160 to 3963 and encodes 1267 amino acids.